This is a messenger RNA of Helianthus annuus (common sunflower), 723 nucleotides long. RefSeq lists its product as uncharacterized. Bases 1 to 723 code for a protein of 240 amino acids. The transcript has 2 exons. The record is from RefSeq and is a predicted model, not a curated record. NCBI's taxonomy places the organism in Eukaryota, Viridiplantae, Streptophyta, Magnoliopsida, Asterales, Asteraceae.
AUGGCGGAUUAUUUUGUCGAAGACCCGAAAUACAACGGAGAUAUUUUUCGGCAUAGGUUCCGCAUGUCGAAAUGUUUGUUUCAAAAAAUUGUGAGCGACGUGGAAGCGAACGACUCGUGGUUUCAAGAGGCCUUCGAUGCGCAUGGUAGGAAGGGCUUUACAUCGUUGCAAAAGGUUACAUCGGCUAUUAAACAACUCGCAACUGGUAGCACUCCAGACGAGAACAACGAGUACUUGCAUAUGGCCGAAAGAACUUCCCGUUCACAAAACGAUAUCAAUGUACUACAACAAUCUCCGUUAUUUUUAACGAAACAAAAUAGAACCGUUCCUAAAUGUCCAUUUUACGUUAAUAACCAUUUAUACAAACGUGGUUAUUUGCUCGUGGAUGGAAUCUACCCAACAUGGUCCGUGUUUGUGAAAUCGAUCCCAUGCCCUCACGAAGUAGACGAAAAGAAGUUCAAGAGGCAACACGGGGCUGCAAGAAAAGACGUCGAACAUGCUUUUGGUGUUUUAAAGUCGAAAUGGGGUGUAUUGAGUCGGCCAAUGCGAGCAAGUAGCGUUAGAAAAAUUAGGAAUGUUGUGUACACAUGUAUUAUUUUACACAACAUGAUUUUAAAAGACGACGGAAACGCGAUAGCACCGGUACAAAUUUGGGAUCCUCUGGUCGAGCCCGCUCUAGACGAUACGGUGUUGGACGAGCUGAUGGAUGAAGACACACAUUAG